CAGACUGUCAGAGCAGAAGGCUGUUCAGUUGUAGAUAUAACUGAGCCAGUCUGGGCUUCUGGGUUCAGUAGUCCAGCAGCAGCAGCAGCGUGGAGAGCGAGGACCAUCACUCACUUCUCAUGUCCAAUGCUGCUUUAAGGACUUCUGCGCUGAUGGACAAAUCUCAGAUCCAUCUUUUGCACUUUGUUGAAAGAAGAUCUGGUGCAGGAUGUUCUCCAGCGUGAAAAGCGCUCGGCUCGUGCACACGGGAACAGCUGGAAAAGGCGCGCGCUCUCAGGAGCCGCACGGAGAUGCGUCCGCACGGCACGUGCUCGCAAACAACUCCUGGAUUUUAGUGAAAUAAAUGGAUGACAGAAAGCGCAGUGGGGGUCUUUCAAAUCCUCUGUGCAGCACUGUGCAUUGAUGCCAAGCUCUAUAUGCUCUCUGUCCUGAAGAAGACAGGGGGGGAAAUGGAGAAGAGGACAGGCGAAGUGUCGGGAGAAGUUUGAGCGCACAGGAGCAGGUGCUUUCCCGAGCUGAACGAGCAGCACAGGUUUUACUAUCCAUGGCAAUGUUACACAGCAGUGAAUGGUGGUGGAAUGACUCUGAGCGAUCUGCAAAUGCGAUGCCGAACUCCAGCCUGGGUCCAGCUGUGGAGGAUGUGGUGCGCAACUACUACGCCAUGCUCUAUUCGCUACUUAUCCUGGCGAUUGUAUUCGGGAAUGUGCUAGUUUGUUUGGCAGUGGUCAGAGAGAAGUCGCUUCAAACCACGACCAAUUAUCUUGUGGUUAGUCUGGCUGUGGCUGAUCUGCUGGUGGCUUCGCUGGUCAUGCCUUGGGCUGUCUAUUUAGAGGUGGUUGGUGGCUCUUGGCUCUUUAGCCGUUUGUAUUGCAAUAUUUUUGUGACGUUGGACGUGAUGAUGUGUACAGCCAGCAUCCUCAACCUGUGCGCCAUCAGCAUCGACAGGUACACAGCCGUGGUGAUGCCUGUACUGUACAACACAACUGACAGUUCACGUAAAAGAGUGUCAGUCAUGAUAGCCACAGUGUGGAUCCUGGCCUUCGCUGUCUCCUGCCCUUUACUGUUUGGCUUCAACACCACAGACGAUCCACUGGUGUGCUCCAUAUCGAACCCUGAUUUUGUCAUCUACUCAUCUGUAGUAUCGUUCUACCUUCCCUUCGUGGUGACGUUGCUGGUUUACGUGCGCAUCUACAUCUUCCUCAGGAGGAGGAGGAAGAGGAUAACGUUCCGGCAAGCCAGCAGUGAAGCUCCACCAGGAUCUACACUGCCAACUGCAGAGACCUGUUUGCAAGAGGACACUCGAAAAGAUAGACGUGACCUGUCUCCCAUCAGGAUCAAUGUGGUAAAUGAGAGCACAGAGAAGGUGGUUCGUCCCCGGCUGCUCCCAGGCUGCCUACGGCGUAAACGACCCAAGACCGUCCCCGUUGAUAACUCUCUCCUUCCCCCGGCGGACACGCCGAACUACUGCAGCAUUAGCCAGGCCUCCUUCGCACGUACAGAACCCGAGCCCAACCGCGAGGAAGAGGCAGGGCAAGAAGAAGAAGAGCAGGCGACUGUGAGGAGUAGUGAGGUGAAGGAGAUGUCUAAUGGACGUGCUCUCACCACAGUUCGGCCUGCUCGAGUCUCACGAUGCAACAACCAGAGCCGCUACAGGAACCGACAGUCCAGAGAGAAGAAAGCCACACAGAUGCUGGCUAUUGUACUGGGGGUCUUUCUCAUCUGCUGGUUGCCCUUCUUUGUGACUCACAUCUUGAACACUCACUGCAGGAAGUGUCAUGUGCCACCCGAGCUGUACAGCGCCUUUACCUGGCUCGGCUACGUCAACAGCGCCCUCAAUCCGGUCAUUUACACCACCUUCAACAUCGAGUUUCGAAGAGCCUUCAUCAAAAUCCUGACCUGCUGAUCUUGACUUUGCAAUUCUUCAAACAUUUCUGCUCUAGGAUUGAGUGCCAAAAUGUCAAAGAACUUUGAAAGCUGGUCGUAGACUGGCCAUGUUCGAAAUCACUUCAUGCUUCCAACAAAGAGCCCCAGUGAACUGGACAUUUAAGAGGCCACAGGAUUCAGUAAUGAAACGAGGGAAUAGAGUGCUAGGCUUCUUGAUUCUAGGAUGAUUGAACUGAAGACUAUCAAGGGAAAAGUGAUUUGGAUCAUGUAAACAACACUCAAGAAUGCAAUUGGCAUCCGUUGGACUAAAAGCGGGUGGAUUACAUAUCACUUGAGGACCUGAUCUGCGUAAUAUGACCUAAAAGUGGUUUGGGUUGCAUAUCAGGAGAUCUCAAGGGCUCAAUCAGCAUCCGAGCCUGUACAAAUCAUGGACGUAACCAGACUUUGUUCUGUUCCUUACACACUUAAAGAAGCUGUUUUUCCAGUUUCUGGUCUGGUGCUUCAUCUGUAUUUGCAUGUGUCUCUAAGAGUCUGUCUCUGCCCUUUUGGGUGGAAAUGUUCAGAAAGCGUCCAUCCAGUGUUUGAGGAAGUGAAGUAUUAUUAAGUCUAGUACACGUCUGGGACUAGCUUCUUUAAAUGGGAUGCUUUGAGGUCUGAGUGGCACCUAAGACUUAUGAAAACCAUGCUGGGGGCCAUUACAUUUGUAACAUGUUUAUAUUAUUGUAAAUUAAAGCAAAAA
Molecule: messenger RNA, 2623 nt
Organism: Pangasianodon hypophthalmus (striped catfish)
Lineage: Eukaryota; Metazoa; Chordata; Actinopteri; Siluriformes; Pangasiidae
Gene: drd3
Product: dopamine receptor D3
Exons: 8
Coding region: 545-1903 (452 amino acids)
Biological process (GO): adenylate cyclase-activating adrenergic receptor signaling pathway
Cellular component (GO): membrane
Molecular function (GO): G protein-coupled receptor activity; dopamine neurotransmitter receptor activity, coupled via Gi/Go
Source: RefSeq, a predicted model, not a curated record